Molecule: messenger RNA, 2242 nt
Organism: Osmerus eperlanus (European smelt)
Lineage: Eukaryota; Metazoa; Chordata; Actinopteri; Osmeriformes; Osmeridae
Gene: vamp7
Product: synaptobrevin-like 1
Exons: 6
Coding region: 504-1052 (182 amino acids)
Biological process (GO): exocytosis; endosome to lysosome transport; vesicle fusion
Cellular component (GO): membrane; SNARE complex
Molecular function (GO): SNARE binding; SNAP receptor activity
Source: RefSeq, a predicted model, not a curated record
AUUCCUAUUGUGAUAGCUAGCUAGCUAGCUAAAUGUUAGCUGUGUGUCGUUGUGGAUUAGUUAGCUCUACCUAGGCUGUAACUAGUUGUGUAGUUAGCUCGUUUGGGAGCCACUGUUAGAUAGACAUCUAAAACUUAGCUGAAGUGAAAACGAAAGUACUCGUUUGGGCGACCAUUACUUUUGCGUAAAAUGUUUGCGUUUCAACCGACAUUUACUGAAUUACCUUAUGCUUUUGUUGAUCAAUGUUAGCUCUGGUAUCAUGCGAUCAGAACAUUUUAAGCCAAGUAACCGGCGGUGCCAACACUUUAAUCUAUCUGUUUUCCAUUCUUCUUCAUUUCUACUUUUUCCCCUCUUCAUGCAAUCUGCUUCUCCUUACUUUUCUAUCAACUAGGGGGCAUCUGAUCUGACAGACCUGUCCUGACCCCCCCUGACCCCUGCCCUGACCCCAGCCAUGGCAAUUCUGUUUGCGGUGGUGGCCCGUGGCACCACCAUACUUGCCAAACAUGCCUGGUGCGGCGGAAACUUCCUGGAAGUUACUGAACAGAUCCUGGCCAAGAUACCUUCGGAGAACAACAAACUCACCUACAGUCACGGACUUUGAGAGGUCUCGUGCGUUCAGCUUCCUGAGUGAGGUGAAGAAACGCUUCCAGACAACGUAUGGGUCACGAGCACAGACUGCGCUGCCUUACGCCAUGAACAGCGAGUUCUCGUCCACUCUGGCCGCUCAGAUGAAGCACCACUCAGACUCUAGAGGUUCUGACCGUGUGACUGAGACUCAAAUGCAGGUGGACGACCUGAAAGGCAUUAUGGUCCGCAACAUUGACCUUGUAGCUCAGAGGGGAGAGAAGCUGGAGUUGCUAAUUGACAAGACAGAAAAUCUGGUGGAUUCGUCGGUUACCUUCAAGACUACUAGUCGCAACUUGGCAAGAGCCAUGUGUAUGAAAAACCUCAAGCUGACUGUCAUUGUAGUACUAGUGUGCCUGGUGCUCCUCUACAUCAUAGUCUCUGCUGCCUGUGGGGGUCUCAGUUGGCCCAGCUGUGUGAAGAAAUGAGAGACCAAGAGGAAGAGAUAGAAAGAGGGAAAUGGAAACGAGGAAGAGAGGCAGAAGCCCCCAUUUGAACUCUCCAGCGCUCCCCACUCCGGCAGUGGACUCAAAGGGAAACAUACCACUCUCCUCCUCUCUGCUGUCCUCUUCCAGCCUCCACACCCCAGGAACGUCCAUCUUUGUCUUCCUCCUCCUGCCUCCCCCUGUCCAAUCUUUCUCCUGCUCCUCACCAAGGAGGCCAGUGGUUAUGCCAUGACUCUCUCCACCUGAGGAGGGCUCCCCACUCCCCAUACCUUAAAGACUGCAGCUAUCUGAUCUGUGUGCAACACCCAUCUUCUCUGGUACUGUUCUGGUGUUGGUCUGGUUCACCCACCUGGACCCAUGAUUUAUUGUACACCAGAUCUGAUUUGUAACUUGUCUGACACAUUAACCCUCAGAGACAAAAUUACCAUUGCUUUAUAGCAUAAUGAGCCAUUCAACUAUAACAAAUACUGUAUGAACAAUGGGAUAGUCAGGCUUUUACUUUUGAUUAGAGGGCAGGUUCUGUCAGACUGUAGAGGCUGGGGUACAUGUCACGGUUUAGAAACGUGUGAGUAUCUACGAUAGACAUAAUGCUGUAGAUACGACAGAGUGAUGUGGUGUCAUUUCCGGUCCAUGUAAAGGUCAAGACCCUGCAGUCUGACAGUUACAAUAGCGUGUUCUCCUAAUUUAACCACUUUAGAUGGCCUAUGUAGUAUCUACCUACUACAGUAGGUUUCCUUCAGCUGCAUGGCUCUGCCACUAACCCUACUGGUCAGUGUGUCAAAUGUUUCUAAUGGAAUUGCAACCAGAUGUCUCCCCAGUUUUUCCUGAAACAGCUUCUGUGAUGUCCUGUCUGUUUUGUCAUGGUCAAGGCACAGUUACAGAUGUCUAUAUCUCUCUAUCAUUAUAAUAUGAAAAAGGUUUAUUGCACAAAAGAAUAAGAUGACAGUUACUAACUUAAAAAAUUUAAAUAGACUGAGUGGUUCUAAUCUCAGUAAGCCAAACCUUAGCUUCUCUCCUGCACUCGAAUUGGGUGCUCAACAUGUCCAUCUGUCUUUUUUCAACAAUGCACUUUUGACAUUGUAUGUUUGCUUCCUGCCAUCAUAUGGUUUAUUAUCAUGUAAUUAUUAAAUUAUUGUACAUCCAGAUUUGAAAUAAUAAAAUAUUAGAGUAUC